AUGCGAGCCUCGGUUUCCACUUUGAUCUGUGCAUAUGCACUCUGUUUCGCGCCGACCCGUGCCACGCUACCCUCGAAGCGCGGACUGGCAUACACCGGCAGCGAUGACCAAGCAGACACGAGACUACUGCUCUCAGCCCAGUCUCCUAUAUCUUGGUACUACACAUGGUCGCUCUACCAAGCACAAUCAGCCAAUGACUCCGUCGCCUUCUUGCCGUUGAUACAUAACACUGACGACGCAUCAAACUCGGAUCUUACUACCAUCCUUGACCGACUACCAAGCUCAUCAACCCACCUGCUCACCUUCAACGAACCCGAUGGCACCACCGAUUCGGGCGGCAGCUCAAUCGAGCCCGAGGACGCCGCGAAGUCUUACUUGAACCACAUCGCACCCCUGAGAUCAUCUGAUUCCCGGCAGUGGAACAUCAGCCACCCGAGUGUGACCGGGUCGGGCCAGGGUCUGAACUGGUUGCAGCGAUUCAACUCGUCGUGCUACGAACUCGAUGACGCCGGAUGCCCAAUGGAUUUCGUGGCCGUGCAUUGGUAUGGAGACUUCGCCGGGCUUGCGUCCUGGCUAGGGACGUUGCAUGAGUUCUACACUGAAAACUCGACCACGAACGCCGACCUCAAAUUCUGGAUCACGGAGAUGGCGCUACCGCAGCAGGACGAAGAUGCCACCGUCGCCAUGAUGAAUCAGAGUCUCGCGUAUCUGGACGACCUAGACUACGUGGAGGGCUACGCUUGGUUUGGUGCCUUCAGAUCAGACAGCGCCAACGAGUGGACAGGCGACGCUGUGUCUUUGUUUGAUGAUCACGGUGGCCUGACCGAGCUCGGAUCCUUGUAUCUUGGCGGUGAGCAGAACGGCUUUGCAGAGGGGACUAAGGGAGAGGGAAAUUCUGCCGCGGUUCCGAGCACGUCUAUGUCUACUUGCUCUUUGAUAUUGACUGGCCUGGCUAUGACCUUAUUGCUCUGGUGA
Messenger RNA from Neoarthrinium moseri, 975 nucleotides. RefSeq lists its product as uncharacterized. The coding region runs from base 1 to 975 and encodes 324 amino acids. The transcript has a single exon. Gene Ontology annotation, biological process: fungal-type cell wall polysaccharide metabolic process. Gene Ontology annotation, cellular component: fungal-type cell wall. The record is from RefSeq and is a predicted model, not a curated record. NCBI's taxonomy places the organism in Eukaryota, Fungi, Ascomycota, Sordariomycetes, Amphisphaeriales, Apiosporaceae.